This is a messenger RNA of Temnothorax curvispinosus, 3023 nucleotides long. RefSeq lists its product as uncharacterized. The transcript has 5 exons. The record is from RefSeq and is a predicted model, not a curated record. Gene Ontology annotation, biological process: regulation of transcription by RNA polymerase II. Lineage: Eukaryota; Metazoa; Arthropoda; Insecta; Hymenoptera; Formicidae. Gene Ontology annotation, molecular function: protein binding; DNA binding. The coding region runs from base 393 to 2015 and encodes 540 amino acids. Gene Ontology annotation, cellular component: nucleus.
AGAGACAGAGGGAAAAAGAGCGAGCGAGAGAGAGAGAGAGAGAGAAAGAGCCAGAGAACGAAAACGAGCGAGAGGGAGAGAGAGAGAGGAUAGGCGCGCGGGCGCGGGGCGGACACGCGACCGUCGAUCUCUCUACGGUUAUCGACAAUAUCGUCUCGUUAUAACCGUCAUCAUUGUCCGUCGCGAGAAGUGUCCCGUCCCGUCUCGUCCGAUCGCUCGGCGAGCAACGCCGUGGUUAUCGCGGCGACUAAAACCGGAGGGACAGAUACUCGAGAGGUGACGGGUGACCGACUGCUCGUUCGGGGACGAUUUUCGAGCUGUCGGCGAAGACUGUAAAGCGUAUAACGGUCGUGACGGCGACCUCCACGGCGGACAUUCGGGGGAGCCUGGAGAUGAAGCAGGAGCCGGAGGACGAGGAGGACUGCUAUCUCGGUGAGUCGAGCAUGCCGCCCGCGUCGACGACGCCGCCGCCGCCGCCGCCGCCGACGGCGGCGUUGUUGCCGCCACCGACGUCGUCGUCCUCGUCGUCGUCGUCCGGCCGGUACGCGAGCGUCACGCACCGAGUGCGCUCCCACGCGCGCAGUUUGCGUGCCAUGGCGAACCCCAGCGCUGUCUGGGCGCACUUUGACCUGUGUACUAACGAUCCGCUGCGCGCCCAGUGCCGCAUCUGCGGGGCAGUCGUCGUCAGGGGCGGCGCGAACCCGCGCCAGUGCGGAACCACGAACCUGCACCGGCAUCUGAGGGUCCAUCACGGAGGCAGGCUGAUCGGUAGACGUUAUCACGUUCUACAGUCUACAUCACACGGAAACGGAAGUACGAAAGCCAUAAGGAUCGCCACGCAGUCCUUAGUGAGACCUCACAUACGUAAUAUUGCACCGGCGCCCCCGCAACAGCAGUUGCAGCAGCAGCAGCAAGCAUCGCAACCAAAGACCCUCGUAUUAAAAACUAUUCCGUUGAAAGUGAAGCAAGUUGCACCUACGACUAUCAAAAUGCCAUCGCGACAGACUAAUCAAGGACCCCAUAACGUCGUGCAUCAGCAACCUACAGAAGUUUGCUUGAGGUGGAACAGUUAUCAUAGUAAUAUGCAAAAUAGCUUCCCGUCGUUAUUGGACACGGAGCAAUUUGUCGACGUGACUUUGGCGUGCGAAGGACGAUCCUUGAAGUGUCACAAGAUGAUUUUAUCUUCCUGUAGCGACUACCUGGCAGACCUAUUGCGGGAGAAUCCAUGCCAACACCCCAUUAUUCUAAUGAAGGAUCUGAAGUUCUGGGAGGUGGAGGCGUUGGUUAAAUUCAUGUACCGCGGGGAAGUCAAUGUCGCUCACGAUAAAUUGCCGCAGCUGUUGAACGCCGCCGAAGCGUUGCAAGUGAAGGGACUAGCUGGUCCGAGUCCCUCCCAAAACACAAAGUCACCGCUACUUAUACCUCAAACGAAGCCAUUGUCGUCUCAACACGUAAUUCCUAGAAGUACCACAGAGUCCAAAGAGAAUAAAGCAUCACCCUCGAGGGUGUCUAUGUCUUCUAGUCCUAAGCGUGCGCAAAAGCGACAACAGUCCGAACACAUAGAGCCAAGACCUUUUACCAAAAUACGUCUGCAGCGGCCCAUCACCCCAACGUCGCCAUGCGCGACCGUGAAGAUGGAGCCUUUAGAUAUACCUCUUAGCCCAACGGAGAUAUUUCCGGAGAAUAGUGAAGACGCCACGGCUUCCUCGGACUUUGAGAAACUUAUGAGUUUGCACGAAGAGGAUGACCCAGGUGGCGAGGAAGUUAACGACGGAGACGAGAGACUGCACUUUUGCGAACUGCCAGCUCCGCCGGAUUUAAACGAUAACGAAGACCAAAUGGAGUUUGUACCUACCGAUUUCCUAGAGCAACAGCAAGACAUUGUCGAAGAGCCAGAAUCGAGUUGUAAUAAAGAUAACAAUAAAAAAGAGCCUCCUGAUUACGCUUCCGUUGGCGAGGACAAUGAAAUCGAGCAGAAUGAGAUACAGCCCUCGAAAGAGAAAAAAGGGACAUAGUAAGAUAUAGAAAUGUCUUGUAAUCUACGUAACGCGAUCGGAUUAUACUACAAAUUUCAAUGGAAACUAGUGUAAGAAUACCUGCGAUUUGUUUUCUUGAAGCUCUCAAGUCAAGAAAUGCAUUCUUAUGACGACAAACUGAACUGGGAUAACUCUCACCGGGGAGAUGAUGUGCACGAGUCAAGUACCAAAACAAAGAGAUUGUUAUUUUUGGUAUCUACGUAUUAAGAAUAUUUUACCGUAUUGAGAUCGUAUUGAGAAAAUUUUACCUUUUUAUUUUAGUCUUGCUGUUAAUCAGAGAUCUCUAAUCCAAGAUUAAUAUCUUACUAUUAUGUAGAGUCUGGAGAACUUUGAGGAAGGUACAACAAGAGAUAUUUCCGCUAGUCCAGCGCGUCUUUUUUCGCAACGUAAAUAUUUAUUUAAAUAUCUUCUACGUGUAUUAACUUCGUAUGUAUACAAAUACGAGCGUCUGAUAUAGAUCACCCAUUUUAUAUAAAAAUUAAUAACGUAAUGUCCGCGGUUAUAACAAAGUAGGUAUUCGAUUGUCUUAUCGGCGGAUAUGAUAAAUUUUAUGUUGUAAAAGUCUAAAUUUUGUAGACUCUAGAGUUGUGUCAUGUAACUUAUUUUGUUUACGAAAGUGAUAGAGUUGUAUCAUGUACCGUUUCGUUGCGAGUUGUAAUUAUUUAUUCAUCGGGUAUGUGUCGAGCUAUAAAUUGUCAUCGUCGGUACGCGCGUUGUACAUACCCGAUUGGUAGGUGUAGAUUGUAACGCGUGAUGAUACGUCUAAAAAAUAAACGGUUACUGUAACACGCGGUGUACCGAAUAUACAAAAAUUUUCAUCGUACGUAUAAGAACAUUUUUUCCGAAAAGAGACAUAGGUUUUAUGCGAGGGAAAAUGUGAAUGUAUAUUAAAAAUGUAAGCUUUUCCUUGUUCGUUGACGCGUCGAUAGAUGUGAAUGUGACAUCUUUGAUAAUCGACCUAGAAAAUAAAAUGCUGAUCGAAGAAAA